ACGACACUUUGCGGCAGCGAGAAACCGAGGGGAGUGAUAGGGACGGUUAGCUGUGGAGAGAGCACCAGGCAGCAGAUCCAAGGCGAAACACGCUGUACUUCGAGAUCGUUGGAGAGGACAGUAGGUCCCCUUUCCCACUCCCUUGUCCUUCGCUUUUUUAUUGCCCCUUCCCCUUCAGCCCUGAAUGAAGCGGGAUGGCUGAAGUGCCACCUGGGCCUAGCGCGUUGCAUACAUCCCCGGCCGAAGUUAUUCCUUUCCACGGGGCUGGGCGCGCCUUGCCCGGGGAAGAUAACGAUGAGGAGCGAGUGUGGAGUUGUGGCAGUAUCAUGACCCCUGGCCAGGGACAAUCCCUGCCUCCCGAACAGGAAGGGAAGGGGUUAAUGAAGAUGCCGCAGAAUCAUCUGUACCUUCACUCGCACGCACUGGCGAGCGCUCAGCAGUUUAACGGCAUAGCGAACUUGGAGUCGGGGCUGCUCAACAACAAUCAUCACCACCACCACCAUCACGGGAGCGGCUGCACGCUCAACUACCACAGCCCGGCGUCUAGGCCGCGGGACUCGGAGAGUAACUGCUGCUCUAACAGCGGCCAUCACUGCUGCCCCAAGAAUACCGGCAUCAGCGGCAAGCUGGCACCGAGUCGAGCGGAGACGCAGGCCAAGGCGGACCGGGGAAAUGAGGAAGAGCGCCGCGCCUGCGACAGGACUGAUAUGACGGCUCUGCCGCCGCCCGUCCACAAUGACAGGGCUGGACAAGAAGGCGUGGAGGGGAUGCGCCCUGCUAGCCUCGACUACGGGGCCCAGGACACCGUGCUUGAACUCGCCGACGCACUGGAUGCAGCGUGCACCGUCCGAGAUGCGGUGUGUCGGAAUGCGAACAGCUUCCCCAGUGUAGGGGACAAUUCCGGAGACGACGAUGAGGAGGAGGACAUGAUCCAAUACGUGCGCUAUGAAUCGGAGCUGCAAAUGCCGGACAUCAUGCGAUUGAUUACGAAAGAUUUGUCGGAGCCCUAUUCCAUUUAUACUUACAGGUACUUCAUUCACAACUGGCCACAGCUCUGUUUUCUGGCAAUGGUGAGAGAAGAGUGUGUUGGCGCCAUUGUGUGCAAGCUGGACAUGCACAAAAAAAUGUUUAGAAGAGGGUAUAUUGCAAUGCUAGCUGUGGACUCUAAGUAUAGGCGGAAAGGAAUAGGUACCAAUCUUGUGAAGAAAGCAAUAUAUGCAAUGGUUGACGGCGACUGUGAUGAGGUGGUUUUGGAAACAGAGAUCACCAAUAAGUCUGCAUUGAAACUUUAUGAGAAUCUGGGUUUUGUGAGGGACAAGCGGCUUUUUCGAUACUAUUUAAAUGGUGUUGAUGCCUUGCGGCUCAAACUAUGGCUACGUUAGAGAGGCCUUGCAGAAUCUGGACAUGGCUAAUAAGGAGCAAAAGUGAUUUUCACAAAAAUAUUAAAUGAAAAACAGCAAACAAUUAACCUUAAGCAUUUAAAGAAGAAAUAUGAAUACAUGAAUAUUUUUCAGGGGAAGCUGGGCCCUUGAGUGGGAGCAGUUUGUUGUCUCAAGCAAUUUGACAUUGAUUUCUGAAAGCUGACAACUGUUGACUCAUGGGAGUGUCACAUAAAAAAAAGAAGAAAGAAAAGAAAAUCCCACAAACUUUAAAAAAAAAAAAAAAAGGAUAUAAAGUAAUCCAGGGGCCACAGAUAGGUGCUAAUAAGCUGCAAGGUUGCCCACUGGCAGAUCACCAAUGAAAACUUUUUUUUUAAAUAUAUUUUUUUUUAAUAAAACCACAUAAGCAGGUAAACCAGACUUUAGCUAUUAAUGGACAUUUGCAGGGUUUAUUUUUUGAAUGGGGGGAUGGGUCUGAGAGGAUGAAUUGAAAGUGCUCUUUAAUAGCUACUAUAUAUAUUUGCACAAUCACACCUAAGCUUCCGGAUUGGUAGUGUUGAAUUUGAAUUGCUGUUUAAAUUAAUGUUGGAGAGAGGGAAGGAGUUCAGAUGAAUGCGAGCAGAGUAGAAGUGGCAGCAAUAGAGACAAUGACUGUAAAAUCUUGUUAUGUUGUUAUGCUUUAGUAGCUGUGCUGCAAGAAUAGACAUUUGGGAUAUCAAGGUGCAUUGAUCCUGACAGCUAUCCAUAUUUGUACACUUUAGGCCUGUACGCAUUUUCACUUCUAAGCCUUAAGUGUCAGAAGUAGCAUAUUUGAAACAUCUUUAGAAUAAACUGCCUUGAGCUGUAGGUUCAAAGAUUUCGUUCCCAUCCCUCACAGCUACAGUGGGCAGUGUUUCAUGAUAUGAGUGACUAGAUUUUUUUUUUUUCCUUCCCCUUCAUUAUUUGUUAGUCUGAACCAUUUGGGAACAUGGGAUGUAAGCACUCUUUUUAUCCUCAGGUGUCACCUUUUAACUAAAGCGUCCCCAGUAAGGUUUAGCACAUAACAUAUAUAUAAAAAAAGUAUUCUUGGGAUAAUAUUUGUCUCUUGUUUCUAAUAACAAAAUAUUAAGAGGCAUUAUUACAAAAAGUAAAAAAAAAACCCAGAAAAUCUAACCUUUUUCCAGUUUACACUCUUCAUUUUCUACACAAUGAUCUUCAUUCUUACAAGUUUCUUGUGGUUUAAUGCCUCUGCUUCUAUAUAGAUGAAUCUCCUUAAGAUUUAAAGUGGGGGGCAACUUUUUAGACCCAUCCUACCCCAAAUUUUGUUAGUUAAGAAAAGUCACUGGUAAAAUAACGCAUUUCUUAUGCAUUUUCAAGCUGGUAAAUAAAAUUAUGCAUUCA
Polypterus senegalus (gray bichir) is the source of this 2759-nucleotide messenger RNA. It is a transcript of the gene naa30, whose product is annotated as N-alpha-acetyltransferase 30, NatC catalytic subunit. Gene Ontology annotation, cellular component: NatC complex. Gene Ontology annotation, biological process: N-terminal peptidyl-methionine acetylation. Gene Ontology annotation, molecular function: protein-N-terminal amino-acid acetyltransferase activity. NCBI's taxonomy places the organism in Eukaryota, Metazoa, Chordata, Cladistia, Polypteriformes, Polypteridae. The record is from RefSeq and is a predicted model, not a curated record. Bases 195 to 1382 code for a protein of 395 amino acids. The transcript is spliced from 4 exons.